GUGGCCGCAGCGGUCCAGUCGCAGACCCCGUGAAGGUUCAAAAAUAUAUGUAGCGCUGUGCAGCACAGAUAUACAUAUACGUACAUAUAUAUUUAUAUUUAUUUAUUUAUUUCUCCCGUGUUGUGCGGGUGCGUGUGGGUGUGCUGCGCGUUACUGAAAUCAGAAUCUACAUUGAGAUUAUUAUUCAUUUGUUUUAUUUUAUUUUGAAGUAACCCAUCAACUCCAGCCAUGUCUCGUGCGCAGACCAGCAGCAAGACGGCGCCGAAGAACAUAUCGGUUUACUGCCGUGUUCGCCCGCCGGUCUCGCAGGAGAAGGGUCACACCUUUGAGAACAUCACCUUUGACCCCAGAGACAACCGCGCAAUCGUGGUGAACCGCAAGUCUGGCACGAAGAUGAUCGAGAAGCGCUACAUGUUCAAUCGCGUCUUCCAGCCGAGCGUGACGCAGAAGGACGUGUACGACACCUUCGCGAGGGGCGCCGUCGAGGCCGCCUUUGAUGGUCAGCACGGUGUGCUCUUCGUGUACGGUCAGACCGGCUCCGGUAAGACGUUCACCAUUAGCAACGAUGACCCGAAGAACGAAGGUGUUUUGCAGCAGGCCAUGAAGGAGAUUUGGGGCAAGAUUGCGGCCGACAAGGAGAACGACUACGACUGCUCCGUCAGCUACGUCCAGCUUUACAAUGAAAUCCUGACCGACCUGCUCGAUGAGCAGAAGGCGCGUGUGCGCAUUCAGAUCGGUUCGGAAGGCCGCGGUGAUGUCGUGAUGGUGGCCGACGCCACCGGCCUUCCGAUCGAACGCCCCGUCAAAGACUACAAGAGCACGAUGGACGCCUUCAAGACGGGUAUGUCCCGCAAAGAGAUGGCCAGCACAUCGAUGAACAAUACGAGUUCCCGCUCGCACACCGUCUUCACGCUGAACAUCAACAAGUCCAGGAAGACCCAUGCGGUGGAGGUCGGCGCCGGCGGCGACGCGGCGGUGGCGCUCGAGGGCCGUCUCGUGCUGUGCGAUCUUGCUGGUAGCGAGCGUGUGAGCAAGACUCACGCGGAGGGCAAGACGCUGGACGAGGCCACGCACAUUAACCGCAGUCUGCUUACCCUCGGUAAGGUAGUGGCCGCGCUGACGGAGAACGCGCAGCACGCGCCGUUCCGCGAGUCGAAGCUGACGCGUAUUCUGCAGUACUCUCUCAUGGGCAAUGGCAACACCUCCCUUGUGGUGAACAUCAGCCCCUCCGACGAAAACGUCGAAGAGAGUUUGAGCGCCAUUCUGUUCGGGCAGCGCGCCAGCCAGAUUAAGCAGGACGCCAAGCGCCACGAGGUGCUGGACUACAAAGCGCUGUACCUGCAGCUUAUGGCGGAUUUGGACAACAAGAACGACAAGACGCUCGAGGACGCCUUGGAGGAGGAGCGUGGCGUCUACGAGGAUCGCAUCUCCGCCCUCAACGACCAGAUCAAGCUGCUGACGGAGGAGAAUACGAUGCUGCGCAACGAGAACGGCCAGCUGCGCGCUGCCGUGCCGGCGGACAAGCUAAAGAUGAUUGUCCAGACCCCCGCCAGUCAGGUGGGCGGCGGCGCUGCGAAUGGAGCCGCGGCUGGUGCGACGGGCGGUGGAGGCGUUAGUGGUGGUAAUAGCUGGGCGGAGGCGAGCCUCCAGCUGCGCGAGAUGAUCAAUCUGCGCGACGCAAAGCUUCGUACGAUCAGUGACGAGCGGGUGCGGUUGGCCUUGCUUCUCUCCGAGGAGCAGCGCAAAUGCUUCAAGCUGGCACAGAAGAUGCAGGCCUUCGGACUCAAAUACAAGAUGGAGCGCUCGCAGCUGACUCGUCGGCAGGACGAACUAGCCGCCGAGCUGGCCGCGUCGAAAGGUACGGACUACCUCAGUGCGGUGACCAACUUCGAUAUGCUCACGACCCUCAGCAGUCCCCGCAUGCCCCGUGACGGCGAGGAGUUCAACGAUUUGGAGAAGGCACAAGCGCAGAUUCGCGCCUUCCGUGCGGAGCGCCAGGAGUUGAUCGUGUAUCAGGCGAAGGCCGCCACCGCUAUUCGCAUGCUCGUGAAGGAGCGCGACGCGGCUCUGCGUAAGGCUGGUCUGAAGGCCGAUUCAAACUAA
Messenger RNA from Leptomonas pyrrhocoris, 2103 nucleotides. RefSeq names its product putative kinesin. Gene Ontology annotation, molecular function: microtubule motor activity; microtubule binding; ATP binding. Gene Ontology annotation, biological process: microtubule-based movement. The coding region runs from base 229 to 2103 and encodes 624 amino acids. The record is from RefSeq and is a predicted model, not a curated record. The transcript has a single exon. Lineage: Eukaryota; Euglenozoa; Kinetoplastea; Trypanosomatida; Trypanosomatidae.